This is a messenger RNA of Pipistrellus nathusii (Nathusius's pipistrelle), 1368 nucleotides long. The record is from the annotation of a GenBank genome assembly. Lineage: Eukaryota; Metazoa; Chordata; Mammalia; Chiroptera; Vespertilionidae.
AUGCUGCAGAUCCUGUGCCUGGCGCUCUGUGGCCUGCUGACCCGCACACGAGCUGAGUCCGGGGCGCUGCUGCGGCUGGGCAUGGACAUCCUGAACCACGAGGUCCAGAGUGCGAUGAACGAGAGUCAUAUCCUGGAGAAGAUGGCAGCGGAGGCUGGCCAGAAACGUCCAGGGGUGAAACCCAUCAAGGGCCUCACUGACAUGAAGGUGAAGGAUGUGCUGCUGCCUGUCAUCACCCUGAGCUUCACACCAGGGGUGGGCGUCUUCCAGUGCGUGUCCACCGGCAUGACCAUCACAGGCAAGAGCUUCAUAGGUAAGAGCAUGGAGAUCACUGUGGUCUUGAACAUCACAGCCACCAACCGGAUUCUGCAGGACGAGGAGACAGGCCUCCCCCUAUUCAAGAGCGAGGGCUGUGAGGUCAUCCUGGUCAGCGUGAAGACCAACCUGCCUAGCAAAAUGAUGCCUAAUGUUAUCGGCAAGUUCCUGGACAGCACCCUACACAAAGUCCUCCCUGGCCUGAUGUGCCCAGCCAUUGAUGCAGUCCUGGUGUAUGUAAACAAGAAGUGGGCCAACUUGAAUGCCCCCAUGCCCAUAGGCCAGAUGGGCACCGUGAAGUAUAUGCUGACAGCCAGACCGUCCACCACAGCCAGCUAUAUCCAAGUGGACUUCAGUCCUGUGGUACAGCAGGAAGAAGGCAAUGCCAUCCAGCUUGCUGAUGACAGGGAGGCCCCAGAGUUCCCUGACGAUUAUGAUGAAGGCUCUUCACAGCUGCUGCUCUCGGCCUCCUUUCUCACAGCAGAACUUGCCCUCCUGCAGAAGUCCUUUGAUUUGAACAUCCAGGAUACCAGGGUUGGUGAGCUGCCCCCACAAACCACUAAGACACUGUCUGUUUUCAUCCCUGAAGUGGCGGAGGCCUAUCGCAAGCCAAAGCCCUUGGUGACUCAGAUUAGGAUAAACAAGCCCCCCAAGGUCACCAUGGAGACAGGCAAGAGCCUGCUGCACCUCCACGGCACCCUGGAGAUGUUCGCAGCUCGGCGGAAGCGGGGCAAGGCGCCUGUGUCCCUCUUCCUCCUGGAAGUUCACUUCAACCUGGAAAUUCAGUACUCAGUGCGUGAGAACCGGCUGCACAUGACCACCUCUCUGAACAGAUUACUGAGCCUGUCCCGGGAGACCUCAUCAGUUGGUGCCUUUCAGGAGAAGAAACUGACCGGCUUUAUCACUGAUUUUCUUCGAGAAGCCUACAUCCCGGCUGCCAAUGAUGUGCUCCGAGUUGGACUUCCACUUCCAGACUUUCUGGGCAUGAAUUACAACCUGGCAGAGCUGGACAUAGUAGAGAAUGCCCUGGUGAUGGACUUGAAGCUGGACUGA